Messenger RNA from Diorhabda sublineata, 3435 nucleotides. RefSeq names its product protein mab-21-like. The transcript has a single exon. The record is from RefSeq and is a predicted model, not a curated record. NCBI's taxonomy places the organism in Eukaryota, Metazoa, Arthropoda, Insecta, Coleoptera, Chrysomelidae. Bases 47 to 1144 code for a protein of 365 amino acids.
UCUAGUACAAACCCGACGGUCCAUGUGAUCGGGCAAAAAUAUCAAAAUGCUGGUCCCGGCCGAUAUGCUGGCCGCCCAGUCUAAAAUGCUCUAUCAAAUAAACAAAUAUUAUGGUGAACGAGUGCAAACUAGAAUGACAACAAUCGCAAAAACAAUUAGGGAAGUAUGUAAAGUAGUUCAAGAAGUUCUCAAAGAAGUGGAAGUGCAAGAACCCAGAUUUAUAUCUUCAUUGACAGAAUGUAAUGGAAAGUAUGAAGGUUUGGAGGUUAUUUCGCCGAUAGAAUUCGAGGUAGUGCUUUAUUUAAAUCAAAUGGGUGUGUUUAAUUUCGUCGAUGACGGAACAUUGCCGGGGUGUGCCGUAUUGAAAUUAAGCGACGGAAGGAAAAGAUCAAUGUCUUUAUGGGUGGAAUUCAUUACGGCAUCUGGAUAUUUGUCGGCGAGAAAAAUACGGUCGAGAUUUCAAACACUGGUUGCCCAAGCUUGUGAUAAAUGUUCCUAUAGGGAUAGUGUGAAAAUGAUUGCAGAUACUUCGGAAGUAAAAUUACGAAUUCGUGAGAGAUACGUAGUGCAAAUUACACCUGCUUUUAAAUGCUCCGGAGUUUGGCCUAGGUCUGGUUCACAUUGGCCGUCACCGCACAUACCCUGGCCACAUCCAAAUCUUGUAGCAGAAGUUAAAACAGAAGGUUUUGAUCUUUUAAGCAAAGAAAGUGUCGCGGCGCAAGGUAAGCAAACUUCUAUGGAAGGUGACGCGUGGGUUUUAUCGUUUUUAGAAGCAGAAAAUCGCCUUUUACAAGGAGGAUGUAGGCGAAGAUGCCUCAGUAUUCUAAAAACACUUCGUGAUCGACAUUUAGAUCUUCCUGGUAAUCCCGUAGCCAGUUAUCAUUUAAAAACAUUACUACUUUAUGAAUGCGAAAAACAUCCAAGAGAAAGUGAAUGGGAUGAAUCAUGUAUAGCAGACAGAAUCAAUGGCAUAUUUUUACAACUAAUUUCAUGUUUGCAAUGUCGACGAUGUCCCCAUUAUUUCCUACCUAAUUUAGAUUUAUUUAAAGGGAAGUCACCGAGCGCUUUGGAAAAUGCAGCGAAACAAGUAUGGAGGUUGACAAGAGAAAUGUUAACAAAUACUAGAUGUUUGGAAAAAUUAUAGACAAAAGUUUUUUUGUUGUAUUUAUGUGAUUAUUUAUAUCUUUGUUUUUGUUAACAUAUUGGUUAAAAACUGAAAUAUUUCAACAUAAUGCCAUAUUGUUAUAACUUGUAAAGUUAUGUUCAUAUUCAUGUCCAUUUAUAUGUAGUUUAUUUUGUUAAUGAAAUAUUUUUUUAUUGUGUAAGAUCAUAUUGUGUUCAUUAUUUCUCGACAUUUAAAAAACAAGUGACUACACUAUACAAAAAAGAAUUAUUGAGCAAUUGAAUGUAUUUAAAAAAAUUCUUCUCAACGAGGAAAAGUUGUAUGAUAAUAUUUUUUGUGGUAGGUAGUCUUAAACAUUUUCAAUAUUAAUCAUUGGAAUAGUUAAAAGUGAUAUUUAUACUAGAUUUUUAGAUUGACACGGAAGUUUUUAUUAUGAAAAAUAGGGAAAAAAUUGAGAUUAAAAAUAAAAAACUCUUUGAACAUGAUGAUUUCAUCAUUAAUAUCUUGAGUAGCCAAAUAAUAUUUUGAUAAUCGAAUUCUAAUGAAAUUUUAUAGGUACCUAUAGAAUAAUCUUGUGUAAGAAUGUUUAUUGUUUUUAUGUAUUUGUUAAUAUUAAAAUGUUUCACUUCGUCUCACGAAUUAAGUUCUGCGAACUACAUAUAAAAGCAAUUAAUCUCUCAAAAAUAUGCCUUAUUCUUUAUUUUACAUUCCCACUCAACUUUAUGAAUUUUAAAUGUAUUAACUGUAACGAUAUGAAACAAGCUUGGUAUACCUACCUAUAUACAACAGUAAACUGUUACGUUUUUACUAAAAAUGAAGGGAAAAAUUGUAACUUCUUCACUGGUUUCAUUCGAUUGACCUUAUUGCUUUCCAUUCUAUUGUUGUAUCCUAUACACAAUUAUUAUUCAUUGUAAAAUUCUCUUUCCGAUUAUAUGUCUUCUUAGUGACUACGGGUGGCAAUUAUAGCCCACCAUAAACUACUAUGUAUUUUAAACUGAUUUUCUACUUUCAACCAAUGAUUGCGAAUUUCAAACGAUUUGACUAGAAACGUAAUUUGAAGAUUUUUUAGGUUUACUUUCGAGUAAUUUUCUUAACAAAGUUUCUAUUAACAUAUAUUAAUUUCAUAUUAUAAAGGUAUACACGUUAUUUUUAUAACAAUUUAUGUGCAUUUUCACAAUGAUCUUAUUUUUACUCACUGUCACUUUCUCUGUCAUUAAUAGUAAAGACGUGGAAAUGGAAAUAAACAUUUUUUAUUAUAUCGAUAUUAUCAGUGCACAGCAAAAGAUUACAAACUAUUUGAGUGUAGCUUUAGCCUGAAGUUAUUGACCAUGCACAUAAAACAUCUUAUUCUGCAGAUAAUGCAAACUGUAGUUUAUGGAAGGCAAUUGUAACUAAUAAAAUCAUCUAUCGGAGUAAUUGAAAAAUCCUUUUUUUUUUCUAAUUUUCUAAAGUUCUAGUUUAUUUUUUAUUUUAAUAACAUUUCUUUUAUUUGUGAUUCGUUUUUUCCCCAUCUUUGAUGAAAAUUUGUAUUUUCCAUAAAUAAGAAUAUUUCCUGAUUAAUCAUUGUAAAAUUGUUUCAGAUGUUGGAAUUGCAGUGGUUGCUUUUCUAUGUGGUAGAAAAAAUUGAUAUAAAACUGGUUAGAUUAUCAUUAAAAUCCGAUAUUUAGCCAUCACAUGCCUAUAUAAUAUAUCUAUACUCCUAAAGUUAUGGGAAUACUUUUGAUUCAUUAUUACCUCACAACUAAACUCUAAUACUUGAUGUGAAUUGUGAAAUAGAUGAAGGAUCUCAAAAAUUCGCAAUCAUUUCAAAAAGUAUGAAAUAUAAACAAAAACGAAUUUUCAAACAACGAAAAAUAUGGUUAACAACAACAACAACUUUUACAUUUAUUAUAUAACCGAAUAAUAGCUCCAACACGUGUUACAUAAACGGUUGUAAAAAAAUAAACAAAACUUGAUCAAAUUUAGUAUCUGCGUUAAAUUUAAUUAGAUAUACAAUUACUUUCGUGUAAUUCAUUGAUUUAUAGCUUUAAAUAGUAUGUAGGACAAUGAUAUUAUCAAUCAAUCUCGUAUUCUAGUGCCAUCUACCGGUAUAUUUUGCAUUUAAGAUAUUGUACAUAACAUACAUUCUAAAUGUUACAUCGUAUCAAUGUAAUGUAUAUCUUAUUUUAGUCGUAUUUAAUGUUUAUUUAUAUUUGUAUUCAGAAGACUGCGGUUAUAUGUCAAAAAUAAAUAUUUUGUUGAAUUUCUAUGUACAUUUUCAAAUUAAUUUAUUAAAAACGUACUAUAAUUAUAUCUUUUCUUGUGUCCUUUAA